UAUUAAUGGAAAACACAGUACAGGAGUAUUUAGUAAAAUUUUAAAACCAUAUGGUAUUACAGCCAAAAGAUUAAGAAAAAUUGGAGGAAAACAUGCUUCUAGAGUUCAUGGUGGUCAAAAUCCAACUUCGCAACAUCUUGAAUUCCUUAGCAGAAUUGCAAUGAGACAUAAGAUAGCCCGUUUUGAUUCUGGAAAGUAUUAUGCUGAGGGUGAUACUUCCGAUUCUGACCUUGAUUCAGAUCCAGAGCCUGAACCAGAAACUUGA
Paraglomus brasilianum is the source of this 265-nucleotide messenger RNA. Lineage: Eukaryota; Fungi; Glomeromycota; Glomeromycetes; Paraglomerales; Paraglomeraceae. The record is from the annotation of a GenBank genome assembly.